AUGAAGCCUAUUAUAUCUGGCCAGAGCUGGCGGUGGUUCCCGUGGCUUCUGCUUGUGUCUAUUUGUCAUUCGUUCUACAUUCCUGGUUACUCUGUUAUCAGCUACGAGGACAAGGAACCUAUUCCGUUGUUAGUUAACAAGAUUUUCUCGGAUCAUACCCAGUUGCAGUACGCCUACUUCGACCUCCCCUUCGUUUGUCCGCCGACGGGUCAAAAACAUGGCAACUCCCCCUUCGGGUCCGGACACAGUGUCUCCCUGAACCUGGGUGAGAUUCUUCGAGGCGAUCGUAUCAUGACCUCGGAUUAUGAAUUGGUAAUGAAACAAGAUGUCGGUUGUCGCGCACUGUGCACGCGCGAAGUUAGUCGCGCGGAUGUUAAAUGGGGCCGUCAACUGAUAAAGGAUGGCUAUGUGGCCGAGUGGAUUGUUGAUAAUCUUCCUGCAGCCACCAGUUUCGUCACCGUCGAUCGCAGUCGAAAGUAUUACUCGAGUGGAUUCAAGCUAGGAUACCAGGACUUUUCCCCGUCGGACGGCCAAUCUCGUUUCUAUAUCCACAAUCAUUUCACGAUCGUUAUCCGCUGGCGCAAGGCACCGGGCAAGGCAGGCGAUGAGGGGAAAAGCGUGAUUGUCGGCUUUGAAGUCUACCCCAAGAGUAUUGGAUAUGAAAACCGGGAUGAAGAGGGAUGCCCGAUAGAUGUGCAUGCAGAAAACUCGCAUUUGGAGCUCUUUAUCGCCCCGAAUAAUAGCAAGCUUGAGGAAUUAUAUAGCGAUUCAUCAUACAUACCGCAGCGUGGUGAGGACGCAAACGAUGGCGCCAAGUUGGAAAUCCCAUACACGUACUCUGUUUACUUUCGCGAGGAAUCGUCAAUAGAGUGGUCGAACCGCUGGGACUUGUUUUUCACUGAUCAGGUCGACAGCUCAAUGACUCACUGGCUUGCGAUCAUCAAUUCGCUCACGAUUUCCGGCGUGCUUGGCGUCACUGUGAUUGUCAUCUGGGGACGGACUGUCCACGGCAAUGCAAAGGGACGCGGCGACACAACAUUGGAAGAGGGCAAGAAUAAGUCUAGAUCCAAGUCACCCAGCAAAGAAGACACGGAACGUGGUGAAGGCCUUUUGAGUCAGAAAGACGAUGAGGCGCAUCAUCUGUCGGAUGAAGAUCUAGAGGACGUCGCUGGAUGGAAGUUAGUCCAUGCGGAUAUUUUCCGUCUUCCGGCGCAUAGUGGACUGCUCGCGCCUUUGGUAGGAUCGGGCACACAGUUGCUAUUCGUUGCAGCUGGUCUCCUCAUUCUCAGUUGCUUAGGUGUACUGAACCCCAGCUUUCGAGGCGGGUUUGUUACUGUCGGAUUUGGCCUCUUUGUUUUUGCUGGUCUAUUCUCUGGGUACUUUUCCGGCAGACUGUAUAAGACACUGGGGGGACAGAACUGGCGAAAGAACACCAUUCUCACGGCUUCGCUUUUCCCUGGGCUGACUUUCUGCCUAAUCUUUGUCCUGAACCUGUUUGUCUGGGCCCAGGCUUCGAGCACAGCUCUGCCAUUUGGCACAUUGGUGGGACUCGUAGCUCUCUGGCUGCUAGUCCAAGUGCCGUUGGUAUAUAUUGGCAGUUGGUUCGGAUAUGUACGCGCAGAGCCGUGGCAACAUCCGACCAAGACUUCGUCGAUCCCGCGACAAAUCCCACGGCAGCCAUGGUAUCUGCGGGGGGUCAACGGCAUCAUUCUGACUGGCUUGGUUCCCUUCGCCGUGCUUUUCAUUGAACUUCUCUUUGUCUUCAAAAACCUGUGGCAGGACAAGAGUGGUUAUUACUACGUGUUCGGUUUCCUGAGCGUGGUGAGCACCAUCUUGAUCGUCACAGUGAGCGAGGUGACUAUCAUCGCAACGUACAACCAGCUAUGCGCCGAGAACUAUCACUGGUGGUGGCAGAGCUUCUUGACCGGAGGCAGCAGUGCUUUCUGGGUGUUUGCCUACUGUAUAUGGUACUAUAUGUUCAAGCUGCACAUCAGCGGAUUUGUGUCGAGCUUGCUGUUCUUCAGCUAUAGCUUCCUUGCAUGCGCCGUUUACGGGCUGCUUACUGGGACAGUAGGGUUUCUGACAGCGUAUGCAUUCAUUCGCAGGAUAUACAGUGCGGUCAAAAAGGACUGA
This is a messenger RNA of Talaromyces atroroseus, 2133 nucleotides long. RefSeq lists its product as hypothetical. Gene Ontology annotation, biological process: vacuolar transport; protein localization to membrane. The transcript is spliced from 5 exons. Gene Ontology annotation, cellular component: membrane; Golgi apparatus. The coding region runs from base 1 to 2133 and encodes 710 amino acids. Lineage: Eukaryota; Fungi; Ascomycota; Eurotiomycetes; Eurotiales; Trichocomaceae. The record is from RefSeq and is a predicted model, not a curated record.